CAUGGCGAGCCCUCCGGAGACCGAAGGCUUCUCGGACGUGCGCAAGGUGGGCUACCUGCGCAAACCCAAGAGCAUGCACAAGCGCUUCUUCGUGCUGCGGGCGGCCAGCGAGGCGGGGGGCCCGGCGCGCCUCGAGUACUACGAGAACGAGAAGAAGUGGCGGCACAAGUCGAGCGCCCCCAAACGCUCGAUCCCCCUGGAGAGCUGCUUCAACAUCAACAAGCGGGCGGACUCCAAGAACAAGCACCUGGUGGCCCUCUACACCCGGGACGAGCACUUUGCCAUCGCGGCGGACAGCGAGGCGGAGCAGGACAGCUGGUACCAGGCCCUCCUGCAGCUGCACAACCGGGCCAAGAGCCACCACGACGGGGCCGCGGCCCCCGGGGCAGGAGGCGGCGGGGGCAGCUGCAGUGGCAGCUCGGGCCUCGGCGAGGCUGGGGAGGACUUGAGCUACGGGGAUGUGCCCCCAGGACCUGCGUUCAAGGAGGUCUGGCAGGUGAUCCUGAAACCCAAGGGCCUGGGUCAGACAAAGAACCUGAUUGGCAUCUACCGUCUCUGCCUGACCAGCAAGACCAUCAGCUUCGUGAAGCUGAACUCGGAGGCGGCGGCCGUGGUGCUGCAGCUGAUGAACAUCAGACGCUGCGGCCACUCCGAGAACUUCUUCUUCAUCGAAGUGGGCCGUUCCGCGGUGACGGGACCUGGGGAGUUCUGGAUGCAGGUGGAUGACUCUGUGGUGGCCCAGAACAUGCACGAGACAAUCCUGGAGGCCAUGCGGGCCAUGAGCGACGAGUUCCGUCCUCGAAGUAAGAGCCAGUCCUCUUCCAACUGCUCCAACCCCAUCAGCGUCCCCCUGCGCAGGCACCACCUCAACAACCCGCCACCCAGCCAGGUGGGGCUGACCCGCCGCUCUCGCACCGAGAGCAUCACCGCCACCUCUCCGGCCAGCAUGGUGGGCGGGAAGCAGGGCUCCUUCCGCGUGCGCGCGUCCAGCGACGGCGAGGGCACCAUGUCCCGCCCGGCCUCGGUGGACGGCAGCCCCGUGAGUCCUAGCACCAACAGGACGCACGCGCACCGGCAUCGCGGCAGCUCCCGGCUGCACCCGCCUCUCAACCACAGCCGCUCCAUCCCCAUGCCUUCGUCCCGCUGCUCGCCUUCUGCCACCAGCCCGGUCAGUCUGUCGUCCAGCAGCACCAGUGGCCACGGCUCCACCUCGGACUGCCUCUUCCCCCGGCGCUCUAGUGCUUCUGUGUCCGGUUCCCCCAGCGAUGGCGGUUUCAUCUCCUCGGAUGAGUACGGCUCCAGUCCUUGCGAUUUCCGAAGUUCCUUCCGCAGUGUCACCCCGGAUUCCCUGGGCCACACCCCACCGGCCCGCGGGGAGGAGGAGCUGAGCAACUACAUCUGCAUGGGAGGCAAAGGAUCCUCCACCCUCACCGCCCCCAAUGGUCACUACAUUUUGCCUCGGGGUGGCAAUGGUCACCGCUACGUCGCCGGGGCCGGCCUGGGCACCAGCCCAGCCCUGGCCGGGGAUGAAGGAGCUAGUGCAGCCGAUCUGGAUAAUCGGUUCCGAAAGCGGACUCACUCGGCCGGCACGUCCCCUACCAUUUCCCACCAGAAGACCCCAUCGCAGUCCUCGGUGGCUUCCAUCGAGGAGUACACGGAGAUGAUGCCUGCCUACCCGCCAGGAGGUGGCAGCGGAGGCCGCCUGCCCGGCUACCGGCACUCCGCCUUCGUGCCCACCCACUCCUACCCCGAGGAGGGUCUGGAGGUGCACCGGGGCCACCACCGCCCAGACACCUCCUCUCUCCACACUGAUGAUGGCUACAUGCCCAUGUCCCCAGGAGUGGCCCCAGUGCCCAGCAGCCGCAAGGGCAGCGGGGACUACAUGCCCAUGAGCCCCAAGAGCGUGUCUGCGCCACAGCAGAUCAUCAACCCCAUCAGGCGCCAUCCCCAGAGGGUGGACCCCAAUGGCUACAUGAUGAUGUCCCCUAGCGGCAGCUGCUCUCCUGACAUCGGAGGUGGGCCCAGCGGCAGCGGCAGCGGCGCCGCCCCCUCUGGGGGCAGCUACGGGAAGCUGUGGACCAACGGGGUCGGGGGCCACCACCCUCACGCUCUGCCACAUCCCAAACUCCCCGUAGAGAGUGGUGGCGGCAAGCUCUUGUCUUGUACUGGUGACUACAUAAACAUGUCGCCGGUGGGGGACUCCAAUACCAGCAGCCCCUCCGACUGCUACUACGGCCCGGAGGACCCCCAGCACAAGCCAGUCCUCUCCUACUACUCGUUGCCAAGGUCCUUUAAGCACACCCAGCGCCCCGGGGAGCUGGAGGAGAGUGCCCGGCACCAGCACCUCCGCCUUUCCUCCAGCUCUGGUCGCCUUCUCUAUGCCGCCACCGCGGAAGAUUCCUCCUCCUCUACCAGCAGCGACAGCCUGGGCGGCGGGUACUGUGGGGUCAGGCCCGAUUCUGGCCUCCCGCACAUCCACCAUCAGGUCCUGCAGCCCCAUCUGCCUCGAAAGGUGGACACAGCUGCCCAGACCAACAGCCGCCUGGCUCGGCCCACGAGGCUGUCCCUGGGGGAUCCCAAGGCCAGCACCUUACCUCGGGUCCGAGAGCAGCAGCCACAGCCCCCGCUGCUGCACCCUCCGGAGCCCAAGAGCCCAGGGGAAUAUGUGAAUAUUGAGUUUGGGGGGGAUCAGCCGGGCUACUUAUCUGGUCCCGUGGCUUCCCGCGGCUCGCCUUCUGUCAGGUGCCCAUCCCAGCUCCAGCCAGCCCCCAGAGAGGAAGAGACUGGCACUGAAGAGUACAUGAACAUGGACCUGGGGCCAGGCAGGAGGGCCACCUGGCAGGAGGGUGCCGGGGGCCAGCCAGGCAGAGUGGGCCCCACACCUCCUGGGGCGGCCAGCGUGUGCAGGCCCACCCGGGCCGUGCCCAGCAGCCGCGGUCACUACAUGACCAUGCAGAUGGGCUGUCCCGGUCAGAGCUAUGUGGACACCUCACCAGUUGCCCCCAUCAGCUAUGCUGACAUGCGGACAGGCCUCGUUGUGGAGGAGGCGAGCCUUCCGGGGGCCACGGCCGCGGCUCCCUCCUCAUCCUUGGCGGCCUCGGCUUCCCCCACUGCGCCUCAAAAAGCAGGGGAGCUGGUGGCCCGCUCUUCCCUGCUGGGGGGCCCGCAGGGACCCGGAGGCAUGAGCGCCUUCACCAGGGUGAACCUCAGCCCCAACCGGAACCAGAGUGCCAAAGUGAUCCGUGCGGACCCGCAAGGGUGCCGGAGGCGGCACAGCUCCGAGACCUUCUCCUCGACACCCAGUGCCACCCGGGCGGGCAACACGGUGCCCUUCGGAGGGGGCGCUGCAGGAGGGGGCAGCGGUGGUGGCAACGGCAGCGCCGAGGAGGUGAAACGCCACAGUUCUGCUUCCUUCGAGAACGUGUGGCUGAGGCCUGGGGAGCUCGGGGGAGCCCCCAAGGAGCCGGCCCAAGUGUGCGGGGCCGCCGGGGGUUUGGAGAACGGGCUUAACUACAUAGACCUGGAUUUGGUCAAGGACUUCAAACAGCGCCCUCAGGAGCGCCCCCCUCAACCACAGCCGCCCCCGCCCCCGCCCCCGCCCCCUCAUCAGCCUCUGGGCAGCGGCGAGGGCAGCUCCACCCGCCGCUCCAGCGAGGAUUUAAGCGCCUAUGCCAGCAUCAGUUUCCAGAAGCAGCCAGAGGACCUCCAGUAGCUCGACUGGACAUCACAGCAGGUGCGUUUCAUGGUGACAAAGUCAGAAGACAAAACCGCUUUGAACCCUGUGCUGGAAUUCUCUUCCUCUUUGCCUAGGCCCCCUUUCCUCUCCUUCCCACUGCUUCCUUAGGGGGUGCAUUCCCAGGAUGGGAGAGGUUAGGGCACACAAGGUGUACUCUCCCCCCCUCCCCC
Molecule: messenger RNA, 3906 nt
Organism: Lynx canadensis (Canada lynx)
Lineage: Eukaryota; Metazoa; Chordata; Mammalia; Carnivora; Felidae
Gene: IRS1
Product: insulin receptor substrate 1
Exons: 1
Coding region: 2-3712 (1236 amino acids)
Biological process (GO): insulin receptor signaling pathway
Cellular component (GO): plasma membrane; cytosol
Molecular function (GO): insulin receptor binding; phosphatidylinositol 3-kinase binding
Source: RefSeq, a predicted model, not a curated record